Messenger RNA from Halteromyces radiatus, 3726 nucleotides. RefSeq lists its product as uncharacterized. Bases 1 to 3726 code for a protein of 1241 amino acids. Gene Ontology annotation, cellular component: plasma membrane. The transcript is spliced from 14 exons. Gene Ontology annotation, molecular function: ATP binding; magnesium ion binding; ATPase-coupled intramembrane lipid carrier activity. The record is from RefSeq and is a predicted model, not a curated record. NCBI's taxonomy places the organism in Eukaryota, Fungi, Mucoromycota, Mucoromycetes, Mucorales, Cunninghamellaceae. Gene Ontology annotation, biological process: intracellular protein transport; endocytic recycling; phospholipid translocation.
AUGGUAAAUACUUGUACAAAUAUAAUAUAUAUAUAUAUAAACAUAUUCAUCUUACCAUUCAUUAUUAUUGUUAUUAUUUUAGCCCCUUCUCUAUAUGAAGACUCUACACCUUUUGAUGACGAAGACGAUUUACAACUAUUGAGUCAUCAAGCUGCCAUUGCUGGCCAUACCCAAUCUCCUUCUGUUGUUGGGCCUCCUGAUGGUCCUCGUCGUCCUCCUCAUCCAUCUACAAGUGCUAUACGUCGUAAAGCAGGUAGUGGACGACGAUCCAGUCAACCGUUUUUAUCGUCCAUCAAGGAAUCUAUUCAAAAUAUAUUGAACAAGUCUCCUACAGCUUCUGGAACAGGUCCUGGUGGUGUUGAACGUAUUAUUCAUAUCAACAAUACGGAACUGAAUGCACAACAACGUUUUUUGAGCAACAAAGUAUUUACAGCAAAAUAUACGAUUAUUUCAUUUAUCCCCAAAUUCUUAUAUGAAGAGUUUUCCAAAUAUGCCAAUGUGUUUUUCUUAUUUGUCUCUGGAAUACAGCAAAUUCCUGGUGUAUCUCCUACUUCAAGAUGGACUACUUUAGUACCAUUAUGUAUUGUGUUAUUCAUCACAGCACUCAAGGAAUUUGCAGAAGAUUUGGGUGUUCAUCGAUCUGAUGCUGAAUUGAACGCAAAGAAAUGUAAAGUAUUGAUUGGAAAUCAAUUUGUUGAAAAAUCUUGGCGUGAUGUCCGUGUGGGUGAUAUGCUACGUAUCGAAAGCGGGGAAAACUUUCCUGCCGACUUAGUAUUGAUCAGUAGUUCGGAACCUGAAGGAUUAUGUUAUAUUGAAACUAGCAACUUGGAUGGGGAAGUGAAUUUAAAGAUCAAGCAAGCUUUACCACAAACUGCCAAAGUUUUGACUCCUAUGGAUGCAUGUCAAUUUCGAGGUGUGAUCAAAUCUGAACAACCUAAUAAUCGACUUUACAAUUAUGAUGGUGUAUUGACUACUUCAUCUGCUGAAGAAAUGGGCAAAACAAGGGAUUAUGCUUUGGAUCCUUCUCAAAUUUUACUUCGUGGUGCUCAACUUCGUAAUACUGAUUGGAUUUAUGGUAUCGUUGUUUUUACUGGUCAUGAAACAAAAUUGAUGUUGAACUCAAGUAAAAAACCUUCCAAAGUGUCCAAUGUCACUCAUAUUACCAAUCGUAAUAUCUUGUACUUGUUUACCAUUCUCGUUUUGAUGAGCAUAGGUGGUGCUAUAGGUGGAAUGCUUUUUACUUCUACUCGAGGUGAAGAAUUAUCUUAUCUUCCUAUCCAUCAAGAAAGCAAAGGACAAGAAUUUGGUUAUGAUAUUUUGACAUUUUUGAUUCUCUUCAACAGUUUUAUUCCUAUCAGUUUGAUGGUGACCAUGGAAAUUGUUAAAUUUGUCUUAUCGUACUUGAUUGAAUCUGAUUUGGAUAUGUAUUAUGAACUGACGGAUACUCCUGCCGUGGCAAGAAGUAGUAGUCUUAUUGAAGAACUGGGACAGGUUAAAUUUGUAUUUUCUGAUAAAACUGGUACUUUGACUUGUAAUGAAAUGCAAUUUCGUCAAUGCUCUAUUGCUGGCCUUUCUUAUGCUGACAAAGUGGAAUCUGACAAACAAGCUCGAGAAGGUGAUGAUGAUCCUUCCCUUCAAUAUACAUUUGUCCAACUACAAGAACAUCUCAAGUCACAUGCCAUGGCCAACGUCAUCAAUGAAUUCCUUACUUUAUUGUCUACUUGCCAUACCGUGAUUCCUGAAAGACCAGAAGGAACAACUGAAAUUGUUUAUCAAGCUUCCUCACCAGAUGAAGGUGCUCUUGUGAAAGGAGCCAGUGAAUUAGGUUAUGUUUUUCAUACACGACGACCCAAUUCUGUUACGACAUCUUCUCUUGGUCGGGACAUGGAAUAUCAGGUACUCAACAUUUGUGAAUUCAACUCAACUCGAAAGAGAAUGUCAGCCAUCAUUCGAGGACCUGACGGUAAGAUCAAACUUUACUGUAAGGGUGCAGACACAGUGAUUUUGGAACGAUUGGCGGAAAGCAACCCUUAUGUGGAAGCAACUUUAGUUCAUUUAGAAGAUUAUGCAACAGAAGGUCUUCGUACUUUAUGUAUUGCGAUGCGAGAAAUUCCUGAAGAAGAAUAUGCAAGAUGGUCUCAAAUUUAUGACAAGGCAGCGACAACUCUUGUCAAUCGUGCAGAAGAAUUGGAUCGUGUAGCUGAAAUGAUUGAAAAGGAUCUAUUUUUACUUGGUGCAACGGCAAUUGAAGAUCGACUUCAAGAUGGUGUACCUGACACGAUUCAUACAUUACAAGAAGCCGGGAUCAAGGUUUGGGUGUUAACAGGGGAUCGACAAGAAACGGCUAUCAAUAUUGGUUACUCAUGUAAAUUGUUGAAUGAAGACAUGUCACUUAUUGUUUGCAAUGAAGAUAAUCAUUGGGAUACAAGAAAUUUUUUGGAAAAGAAACUCAAAGAUAUUACUGAAGUGAUGAAUCGUGGUGAAGACAUGGAGCCUUUGGCAUUAGUGAUUGAUGGUCGUGCAUUGACAUUUGCAUUGGAAAAGGAUAUAGAAAAGAUCUUUUUCGAUUUGGCUGUACUUUGUAAAGCUGUGGUAUGUUGUCGUGUAUCCCCUCUUCAAAAGGCAUUGGUGGUCAAAGUGGUCAAGAAAUAUGAUACUUCUAUCCUGUUAGCAAUUGGCGAUGGUGCAAAUGAUGUAUCUAUGAUUCAAGCUGCUCAUGUGGGUGUGGGUAUUAGUGGUGUAGAAGGUCUUCAAGCAGCCCGAAGUGCUGAUUUUGCUAUUUCACAAUUCCGAUUCUUGAAAAAACUUCUUUUGGUACAUGGUGCUUGGGCUUAUCAACGACUUUCCAAGAUGAUCUUUUAUUACUUUUAUAAGAAUGUGGCUCUGUAUUUAACUCAAUUUUGGUAUGCGUUUUACAAUGGAUUUUCUGGAUCAACUUUAUAUGAAUCAUGGACCAUGUCAUGCUUUAAUGUGAUCUUUACUUUCCUACCUCCUUUGGCUGUUGGUAUCUUUGAUCAAAUCGUAUCCGCAAGAAUGUUGGAUAAAUACCCUCAAAUGUAUAUGCUUGGUCAAAGCAAUGAAUUCUUCAACCAAAAACGAUUCUGGGGUUGGAUCGCCAAUGCUGUAUAUCAUUCUUUGUUAUUGUUCUUCCUUGGUCUUGGUGCAUUUUAUAUUGAUGGUGUAUUUCCUAAUGGUAUCAAUGGAGGUCAAUGGUGGGUUGGCACAGGUGUAUUUACUGCUACACUUGCUUGUAUUCUUUGGAAAGCUGCUUUGAUUACGGAUGUUUGGACCAAGUAUACAGCAAUUGCAAUUUUAGGAUCUAUGGUUGUAUGGUUUAUUUAUCUUCCUGUCGUUGAAUAUAUUGGACGAGCGAUCUCAGUCAGUACUUUCCCUGAAUAUGAUGGUAUGGUACCUAUGCUUUGGGGCAAUGUCAACUUUUGGUUAUUUAUUAUCUUGGUACCAUUUGUUUGUAAUCUUCGGGAUUUCAUUUGGAAAUAUUUGAAGAGAAUGUAUCGACCGAUUCCCUAUCACUUUGUACAAGAAAUUCAAAAAUACAAUUUACCUGAUUAUCGACCACGAAUGGAUAGGUUCCGACAAGCUGUGAAUAAGGUACGAAGAAUUCAACGACUCAAACGCAAUCGGGGAUAUGCUUUCUCUCAAAAUGAAACCGAUCAAACAAAGAUUAUCCGUGCUUACGAUACAACACAGCAAAAACCUCAGGGCUAG